CCACUUCAGUGUUUUAUUGUCUGUAAACAAACCCUCUGAGGCAGACUGGUUUAAAAACAGAACCGGAAAUGGACCGGUGCUGUAAAGAAGCUCCUCUGUUUACAUUCGGUGUGAUCGCUGACAUCCAGUACGCUGACCUGGACGACGGCUACGACUACAGCAGAACCAGGAAGCGGUACUACCGGACCAGCCUGCAGCUGCUGAAGAAAGCCCAGAAAAGUUGGUCCGAGUCGGACUGGAAACCGGACUUCAUCGUCCAGCUGGGGGACAUCAUCGACGGCUUCAACGCGGCUCACGGUGCCUCGGAACGGGCCCUGGAGACGGUGCUGGCCGAGUUCAGCUCCGGUUCCGGUCCAGUCCACCAUGUGUGGGGAAACCACGAGUUUUAUAACUUCAGCAGGAGCGCGCUGAUGC
This is a messenger RNA of Austrofundulus limnaeus, 414 nucleotides long. Its product is annotated as manganese-dependent ADP-ribose/CDP-alcohol diphosphatase. NCBI's taxonomy places the organism in Eukaryota, Metazoa, Chordata, Actinopteri, Cyprinodontiformes, Rivulidae. The record is from RefSeq and is a predicted model, not a curated record. The annotation marks the transcript as partial. Gene Ontology annotation, molecular function: 2',3'-cyclic-nucleotide 2'-phosphodiesterase activity; manganese ion binding; CDP-glycerol diphosphatase activity. The transcript has a single exon.